Messenger RNA from Uranotaenia lowii, 4614 nucleotides. RefSeq lists its product as uncharacterized. The record is from RefSeq and is a predicted model, not a curated record. Bases 1231 to 2682 code for a protein of 483 amino acids. Lineage: Eukaryota; Metazoa; Arthropoda; Insecta; Diptera; Culicidae. The transcript is spliced from 5 exons. Gene Ontology annotation, cellular component: protein phosphatase type 1 complex. Gene Ontology annotation, biological process: regulation of glycogen biosynthetic process. Gene Ontology annotation, molecular function: protein phosphatase 1 binding; glycogen binding.
AACGACUCGAGCUCAGUCUUCGAUAAACGAUCGAAGCGUAUGGACGUAAGCUUUCUUCCUUCCUGCUAGACUGCAAUUUUUAAUCCAAGCGAAUUUGCAACAAAAUAAUCAAAAAUUCAAUUGUGCGCACCGAGUAUUUUUUUUUCAAUCAUCAAGACCAAAUACCACAGAAGAGUCAAAAAAAAUUAGGUCAUUUCAGCAUCCGACGACUACGACGAGAAGAGAGUUCAUCGUAGCAUCCAAAUAAGAAGAAAGAAACCUGUGAACUACAUCUCUUAUCGCUUAUCGUUGUAAUUGGUUUUUUACCAAGUAUCAUUGGAUGCAAAGAAAAAUAGCCCACGGGUCAGGAUAAUAGCAAUCAUCACCUGAUCCACCAGCGGACAGUCAAGUACGGGAUUUGAAGUGAAGAAAAUACCUACGUCCAUAUUGUGUGUAAAUGUUUUAUAAUCUUCUGAAGUGUUACAAGUACGAGUGAAAGAGGUUUAGCCAAUCGCAAAGACACUUGAUUCUACUAAAGAGUCUCCAGUGCCUCGUAAAAAUACCCUGAAUACUAUGCGACAAAGGAUAUUCUUACUACACUAACGAUUCAGUUUCAAGGGUUGAAAAUCUAGACCAAGCAAAAGGACCCGGAGGCGCCAAAGGACGAAACGGACGGACCCUGCGACAACACGAGUGUGUAGAACGCGGGUAGAAGCAACACCAAACGAGCUAGUACAAAUUCUUUGUGCGAAUGUGAACAAGAAAACGAAUACGUAUCGGUAAUUAACGUGAAAAUCAACAAAAAAAAAAGGUUAAGCCGGCUUGUUUGGACAGUCUCCUAUAAAUACGCUAGAUAUUCAUAGGACAACUUUUUUUCUCCCAUUCGUGUGUUCUGUACCCGUCGAAGAAAGUUGGCGUCGUUGCCGGAGAGUAAAUCCGAUCCGAGUCUUGUUGUUGCGGUUCAACCCCAAGCCCAACCCAACUCAACCCCGUCGUUGGACUGUAAAAAUCGUGUCGUGAAAAAAUCGAGCAAGUGUUUUUUUUUCUGUCGCGAGUGUGAGAAGAAAAAUUGAUUCUGAACUGUCUGUCUUUGGAUAUUUGCAAACGAACCCAGGGGUAAACUUUCGCCUGCAAAUUCUAUCAUCACAUCGGACCAACGUACCUUUCGAGUUUAUUGAGGCCACUGGAACCGUCGUGCUCGGCUGUUGUUGUCGUGAUCUCCCGCGUUAAUCUCGGCUGCCGCACCCGCGAAUGCCAGCUUUUGCCGAGAUGCUGGUAUCACAGAGUCCUCCCGUCUACAGUCAUUCACUGGUAGAUUACAUCUCGAGUCAAACGGACCACAGUGAGGCGCCUUACGCGUUUAACGGCGGGCCCAAAGCAACCAGUACGCUUAGCAGCUUUUGCCGACCUGCGUCGCUCAAACUGACGCCACCGCCUCUGCGCCGACAGCCGACGCCAGCCAACCUAGCCGCGAUGCCCGCGUCGCCUAGGAGAUCAUGUCUGGUGGUUCGACCCGAAGAUCUGAGUCCGGAAGAGGAACGCCCCCUUAUUGAGCUGGACAGUCCCACGGAUGUGAGCGAUAAAAACCGGCUUAGCAGCAAGAAGAAGGUUGUUUUUGCUGACGACCAGGGUGGGCAGUUGACGCAGGUUCGGGUGAUGAGGGAACCAUCCUACAUGCCCCCGAUCUGGAGCUUGCAGUUUCUGGCGCACGUCACCCAGGGCCUAAUUAGUCCGGUUCCACAGGAACAGUGGAUUGUGGAUUUCCGGCAGCCAGCCAGUGCUUAUCUGGAGUUCCGAGCCAAAGUGGACGAACACAACGUAUCGCUCGAGAACGUCAUCAUCAAGGAAACGGAACAUCUGAUCGUCGGCACGGUGAAGGUGAAAAACGUCAGCUACCACAAGCAGGUGAUCGUCCGGUCGUCCUGCGAUGGCUGGAAGACCCACGAGGACACCUACUGCACGUACACCUUGGUUGGAAGUGGCGCUGCCUCCGCCUACACCUUGUACGAUACCUUCUCCUUCAAGCUGACUCUUCCGCCUAAAUCCAGGCGGAUUGAGUUCUGCGUCUGCUUCAAAUGUGAUAUCGGCGAGUUCUGGGAUAAUAACGACGGUCACAAUUACUCACUCACGAAUCGUGUCAUGCCCCGCCAAGACUCCAGCAUCUUCUUCACCGCGCACAACGCCUUCAGCAGUAGUAACAACGCCUCUCGAAACAACCUCAGCACGAACGGGGAUCAGAGUUCUGCCACAAACAACGACACCAACAAUAACAGCACCGCGACUAGCCUAAGCGACUACAGUUCGCCUUUCGUGGACCCGGCGGCCGAGCUGGACACGUGGCGUCACAUGUCCACGGAAACGCACAGCGGGCCAUAUUGUUUGGACCUUCAAGAAAGCCCAUACGAUUCGUUGGAACCCCCGUCGUUUACCCGGUCGUCAUCUUCGGACGAAGUAACGGAUGACAUGCAGAAACAUCUAGAAACCGGUUCGCCCAAACUUUCACGCCGACGUUAUUCGGAGCAGCCGUCCCCGUUCGAUGAGGACUUCUGCUUCAAAUCCCGUCCCCAAAAUAUUCCGAACCGACGGGCCAGCCUUCCAAGGCAGGAGUACAACAUUAGAGAGCGCAAAGAAACCGACGAUCUACUGGUGAAUUUGCUCAACCUCCGGAAGUUAAUGCUUGGCCAGCAGAACAUGCGGAUUUAAGCCGUUUCCUACAUCCUUUCCCCGGAGUUAUACUCGUACUAAAAACUAUCGCUGCAGCUACACAACCACAGAAAAAAAAAUGGGCAGCCGUUUGUGUUUGUUUCGGAGCAUAGGAUGAUUAAUUUUAUUUAAUAUUUGUUGAAGUGACUCUGUUAACUGUUUUAAUGUCUACAUUUAUAUUUAUACUGUGAGCGAGAGAUGGAUCACGCUAGGGGAAAGUAAAAUGAUGCAAAUUUGGCUUGCUGAACAUCAGACAACUUCUGUGGACUGAGCCGUUCAUCUAGAUUGCUUAACGACAGUACCCGUUAACUUAGUGGAAGGAGAUUUCGGAACAGGUCCAGCAUCGAGAUUGAAGAUAUUUAUUUAUUUUUGACAAAUACAUUUUUUCCUAUAGAGUUUAGAGGCGAUUCUGAGCUUGUUCCGAGACAUCUCCAGCUGGGAAAAUGGCAGAAUGUUUACAUUUUCCUGCAGUGAAAAUCAAAAGUUCAAUCACAACAAAAUGGAAAGGAAAGAAACUAGCAAUCUACAAUAGGUAAAUUUAAAAAAAUCAAAACAACAGUUCUAAUCAAUAUGAGAUGAAAAAAAAAUAAGAACAAAAAAUCUAAUCAACAACGAUGAUGAAGGAGAUAUCGACAGGAAGAAUACAUAUGUAAACCAAAAGACUGAUUGUGUCCACAAAUUAAAUUUAUGUGCAUACGAAGCCACAGUGCAAAACUAUUUGAGUGAGAUGCGUUCCGAAACGAUGCGCGCGUUUGCGUUUAGAGGAACAUGAGAAAGGUUUUUAUGGAGAUAGGGCAGCAGAAUCAACAAUCUGAUAAGAAAACAUCCGCCUAGAUGAAAGUUUAUUUUUAUGUUAUCAUUAUUGUUAUUUUUUAACUGUAAAAUUCUGUUUCUUGCGUAGGAUUGAGCUAAAUGAUACGAAUGUCGAAUUAAGUCAGAUUAUGAAUUGCAUAGAAACAGUCAUCCCACUGCUCAAAAAGCCAUAAUAAAUCUUAAAUCACAUAUGAUUAGAUAAAUAUCAAACUCACGAAAAUAUUCAUCAACUGCACCGACUCCUUUCUCGUAAAAAUAACUCUGCAAGCUUGUAAACCCCAGAAAUGGGUGUAAGACUAUGAACAAAAGACUUGUGCCGUGUCCGAAAAUUUUCAAUGCUUGAAAAUCUAGAAAGACAAUCUUAUAUAUGUAGCAUUCUUUUAUUUUCAAACAAGACCUCAGCGCUCUUACGAGUUUGCGUUAGUUUCAAGAGAUUGAGAAAGAGGAGUCACGUGCAUAGUAAAAAUAGAUCAGACAUACUACUAAAAUAACUACUAUCGAAACUGACCUGUGUUGUACUCAGUAGAUUACUUCUAAUUCGAUACGAUUUACGUAAGCUUGGACAACCGAAACAAAUUCUAACAACACUAGCCACCACAAAUUGGGACUUUUUCCUUUCCGGGCAACUGUCGACAAUAGAGUCAAAACAACUUCCGGUUGCUAUCUCAAACUUUUCUCUUAAACGAACAUAUUUAUCAACUCCAACCUUAUCCUAAACACCCUCACUUCUCUCGCUUUCAUCAAGUCUUCCUUCUUAUAAGUGAUAUUACAACUAUUUAGAACGUUCUGUUGCAGAGAGAAACAGAAACAGAUGAAGUCGAAAUUCGCAGAGCGCAUUCCGCUCCCUUCCUGAUGUACAUAGUAGUUCGUAAGCUCUGGAAUCAGAUUCGGAUUCGGAAAAUCCAGAUCCAGAUAAUGACACGCUGCUGGCUGAUCUGCCGAAAGUGUGGUGUAUAAUGAUCAAAAUGAUAAUAUAGCAAUACAUACAUAUGGCUCGCCUUAAUCUUUGUAGGAAUCAUUUUAUUUCCUUUCUUUGCUCUGAUCAGGUUUCAGCCGUUAGGCGCGCUAAUGUUAAGUUUUUAGCAAAUAAAUAAAAAUCCAAAAUGCUUUUUUCAAUAA